This is a messenger RNA of Anopheles nili, 1386 nucleotides long. RefSeq names its product cell division control protein 6 homolog (gene Cdc6). Gene Ontology annotation, biological process: cell division; DNA replication initiation; mitotic DNA replication checkpoint signaling. The coding region runs from base 1 to 1386 and encodes 461 amino acids. Gene Ontology annotation, cellular component: nucleus. The record is from RefSeq and is a predicted model, not a curated record. Gene Ontology annotation, molecular function: DNA replication origin binding; ATP hydrolysis activity. The transcript has 2 exons. Lineage: Eukaryota; Metazoa; Arthropoda; Insecta; Diptera; Culicidae.
AUGCACCGACGUACACGCCUCAGCCUGCGAUCCUCCAUCGUCGGCAAAGAGAACGAGCAUGAUCCGGAAAAGACCCAGACAAAGGAUAAAAAACGACGAUCAACUGCACCGAUCACUACCAAAGACGACGAGACCGACGAAGAGUACACCGUUUCACCUAAGAAAUCGGUUCGAGGCCGUGGCCGCUCCCGCUUGAGUGAUGUAAAUGAUAUGGAUGAGGAGUCUCAAAAUGAGGAUCCAUCAGAUCUGGUGGGAAAACUGCCGGAACGAGAGAAAGAAUACGAUGAACUGGUGGCAUUCGUGGAAAACAUUCUGGAUUCCAGUGGAUCAGGCAGCUUGUACAUCAGUGGACCGCCGGGAACUGGCAAAACGGCUACCUUGCAGCGUAUAGUAAAACACGAUUCCUUCACGGGGAAGCUGAAAACCGUCUACAUCAACUGCACUGCUAUCAAAAGCGUUGGCAGCAUAUAUAAAAAGAUCUCCGAAGAGCUACAACUGAAAGUGAGUGGAAACACCGAAAAGCUCUACCUAGAAGCGAUCGAGACGUAUCUACAACGGAAGCACAAAACCGUCAUGUUGGUGUUGGACGAAAUCGAUCAGCUGUCGAGCAGUAAGCAAACCAUCCUGUACAGCAUCUUUGAAUGGCCCGCCAGGCCAACGGCACGACUCAUCCUUAUUGGCAUCGCCAACGCGCUCGAUCUCACUGACCGGCUGCUUGCCCGGUUGCAGGCUCGUUGUGAGCUGAAGCCUCACCUAAUUCAGUUCUUACCGUACACCAAACAGCAGAUUGUCACCAUACUAAGGUCCUGCCUCGAAGCGAAUGAUUCUCUAUCACGUUUUCCUGAAGCAGCGCUCGGUUUGCUCGCUGCCAAGGUGGCCUCCACCUCGGGUGACAUCAGACGAGCACUGUUCAUCGCUCGACGUCUUAUUGAGGGUGCGAAAAAGGAGGAACGAAAAGCCAACUCUAGCACACCAGCUACGGUUAGCAUCGGGCAGGUUAUGACGGUGUUGAAGCAAGUGUACAGCGCCUCACAAACGCUCAGUAACGACCUGGACGAGGGUUUCCCGCUGCAGCAGAAGAUCCUCAUCUGCUCGCUAAUGUUGAUGCUGAAACACGGCAAAAACAAGGACAUUACGGUGGGCAAGCUGCACGACGUGUACAGGACGAUUUGCGUCAAGCGAAACAUCCACUCUGUCGAUCAGACGGAGUUCAUCAAUCUUUGCUCGUUGGUGGAAACGCGCGGCAUCGUCCGUGUGCAAAUGAAAAAGGAACCCCGAAUGCACCGCGUUUGCCUGCAGUGGGAUGAGGACGAGGUUAACUCAGCGCUAAACGAUAAGCAGCUCAUCGCGAGCAUUCUGGGCGAUGUGUCCUGUUUGGGAAAGUAA